Molecule: messenger RNA, 1340 nt
Organism: Telopea speciosissima
Lineage: Eukaryota; Viridiplantae; Streptophyta; Magnoliopsida; Proteales; Proteaceae
Product: UDP-galactose/UDP-glucose transporter 2-like
Exons: 7
Coding region: 149-1222 (357 amino acids)
Biological process (GO): transmembrane transport
Cellular component (GO): endoplasmic reticulum membrane; Golgi membrane
Molecular function (GO): transmembrane transporter activity
Source: RefSeq, a predicted model, not a curated record
CAACGGAAGCAGAAGGAAUUUCACCCACCUUUGAAAAAGUUCCGAUCGUAAUCCAGUCAUCUUUGGGGUCGUUGAUUGGGUUUUUCCGUCUUUGAUUUGAUUUUACCUUGUACCGGAAGAUAAAGAGAGUCAGUAGCGGUGGGAAGGGAUGAAAAACGAGGAGCAACCUCGGUCACUGUUUGGGAUUUCUCUCUCUGAUAAACCCAAGUGGAAGCAAUUCUUCCUCUGUUCUUCGGGUUUUUUCUUCGGUUACCUCGUUAAUGGCAUCUGCGAGGAAUACGUCUACAACCGUCUCCAGUUUAGUUAUGGUUGGUACUUCACCUUUGUACAAGGCUUCGUUUAUCUGGCAUUGUUAUACUUACAGGGAUUCACCACCAAGCAGAUGGUGAAUCCAUGGAAGACUUAUGUGAAGCUCUCAGCGGUUCUAAUGGGAUCCCAUGGACUAACCAAGGGUUCUUUGGCUUUUCUGAAUUACCCUGCUCAGCUCAUGUUCAAAUCCACAAAGGUGUUGCCGGUGAUGGUAAUGGGUGCAUUUAUUCCAGGUCUGAGACGGAAGUAUUCGGCCCUGGAAUAUGUUUCUGCUCUGCUUCUUGUAGUGGGUCUGAUCAUCUUCACCUUAGCAGAUGCUCAUACUUCUCCCAACUUCAGUGUAAUCGGUGUUAUAAUGGUGACUGGUGCUUUGAUCAUGGACUCAUUUUUGGGUAAUUUCCAGGAAGCAAUCUUUACAAUGAACCCCGAAACCACACAGAUGGAGAUGCUCUUCUGCUCAACUGUUGUUGGGCUGCCUUUCUUGAUUCCUCCCAUGGUUUUGACUGGGGAGUUGUUCAAGGCCUGGAAUUCAUGCUGGCAGCAUCCAUAUGUAUAUGGAGUGCUAGUUUUUGAAGCAAUGGCCACCUUCGUGGGUCAAGUCUCAGUAUUGUCUCUCAUUGCCAUUUUUGGGGCUGCUACCACAGCCAUGGUAACAACAGCUAGAAAGGGUGUAACACUACUGCUAUCUUACCUGAUAUUCACGAAGCCGUUAACUGAACAGCAUGGGACAGGGCUAUUGCUCAUAUCCAUGGGCAUCGUAUUGAAGCUUUUACCUGAGAACACCACCAAAUUCCACUCCACUAAAUCCACAACUUCCCCUGCAAUUGCCAAGACCUUGAAAUCUUCUUUCAAAGAAGAGAACCCUCUAAAUAGCAAUCAAGAAGAGGAUGAAGAAAGGAGGUCUUUAGUUUGAUGAACAGAAAUCGAUCACUUUUUUGUAUUUGUUUUGUAAUUUCUCAUUUUUCUCCUUCAUUUCCAAUCUGAAAAUGAAUUAAAAAAAUGGAAAAUAUAAAGGAGAGAAUUUUUGGAAA